Molecule: messenger RNA, 3424 nt
Organism: Nicotiana tabacum (common tobacco)
Lineage: Eukaryota; Viridiplantae; Streptophyta; Magnoliopsida; Solanales; Solanaceae
Source: RefSeq, a predicted model, not a curated record
UUUACUACUUCUUCUAUCUUGGAAAUUUCAGCCGUCAUCUUUCUUUACUGGAGCACAAAGCUCCAUCAAUAUUUGGAACAGAGAAAUCUUUGUUUCUCUUCUUUCUAUUGUUAUUUGUCACGUUCUGGGCCUUUAGAAACUUUAAGCAUUUGCAUAAUAAUCCUUUAAGAAUUAGAAUUAUUAGUGAACUCCUUUUAUUAGUCUUCUUUAUAUUCACUAGGAUAUUGUAAGAAAGGUCUGAAAAUUUGAAUUUUUAUCUUUAAUUUUCUUUCUCUUUCUUUCAUUUUUCUUUCCUGUUUUAAUGGCGAAUCCACCGUGCAAUUCUCUACAAUUGAUAUCAUAGCCAAUAUUUCUCGAACCCGAUUCCGCAUUGCCUAUUCACUAUUACUCCCACUCGCAAAAUUCCUACGAACGAGCAGACCCAUUUCUUCCACGCUUAAGUUCCGAGCAGCUUUCAUGGAGUUACCAAAAUCAGUAUUUCUAUAUCCAUUCACAUGUUUCAUAUAAUCCAUACGAGGUUCAUGAUGGUGAGACUGAGCAACAUAUUUCAACUGAACCUAGCCUAAUCAGCAAUGAACAGUCUAUCUUCGAUGAAAUUCUCUCGUUGGUGCGAGAGAACAUUCGCCGGUCAGAGCAGUUUCAGAGUGAGUGUGAAGCCUAUCUAAAAUGGACUGCCGCUUCUCUAGAUUACCCUAAUAUCAAUUUUAAUGGAGGUUCCCCAGCUUCGGCGGCUUUGACGGAGUCUACUUGCUUGCUCAAAGCGAGCACUAAUGAACUAGACACCAAGAUGACAUUGAUCUCAAUUCUAACAAUGGUCAUUUGGAGGCCAAGAAUUUUGUUCUUGGGAAUGAAAUGUCAGGGGAUGAUUAUCAAUAUCUCAAUCCUUCAUUUAUCUUCGAAAUUGUGGAUUCCGAAAAACAUGAAGAUGAGAAAAACUUUGAAAGUAGGGGAGAUGUCUCUAUUAAGUUUGUCGGCAUCAACGAAAUAGGGGAUAAUUUUGGAGCCAUUUCGUCAGAUUCCAAUGGAAGCUCCUCUGUCUUUGAUGAAAUUGAGGAUAACAUUGCAACUAACAAUAGUUAUGAUUUUUGAGAUAAUGAGGUUGUAGUGGAAGAUGAUAAAAAAGAGGAGGAGUAAUUGAAGUAAAUUUGGAGAAAUUGGAGGGUAUUUGGUCCCUGUUGCAGAGUAAUUGUAUUGUUCAUAGAUCUAGACAGUCUAGUCGGGAGGAAAUCAUGUUGUAUUUUAAGUGAGGAGCUUGUGAGAGUGCUGGAGACACCCUAUGUUCCCAGGGUAAUUUCCUUAUUCAAAUGAAUUUUGACGAAACCCUAGUUUUCAUGGACGAGGAGAGCAAUAGAGUAGUUGGUUACCGUAAUUUGUAUGGAAUGUGGGGAUGCUUAUGCUUUUUGGAAUUUGGUGGAGGAUAAUGAGAUCUUAAGUAUUCAGAGAUUUUCAAUGAAUUGAUUGCUCUGUUUUCAAGAUUGCCUCUUUGUAGGCGUUCAACUUAUGACCGGGCUUCUACUUUUCUCGAGAAGAUGCUAAGUGAUGAUAUGUUUCCAGUUGCUGAGAAAAUAGGAAAGAUUAGUUCUCCUUUGCGCAAGGGAAAUAAAUCUAGAGAUGUACACUUGGUUUACUUCAUAGGAAAAGUGAAAAAUAUUGUUCUCCUUGUACCAUCCUUGUCAGUCAAACUCAAGCGCAUCUUCAGUUUAUAUCCAACUAAUGUUCAUUUUGAAUUGCCUAUUGUGUUAUAUAAGGAAGUCCCCCUCCUUACUUCGUGUUCUCUUAAUGGCCCUAGGAAAGCUUUGUGCACUAAUGUCAAGUUUGUUCAGGAAAAAUUAAUGUUAGUGCCAUCAAAGGUCUUAAGCGGUGGUAUGCAACAAGUUGGGUUUCUAUUAUAGAAUGUGUUACAGAGUGGAUCUCUAUAAUGGAAAAUGGAAGACUAAAGGCACUUAAUUGUUUUCAGAAGAAUGCUCAUGCAAGAGAAGAAAUGGGGUUACCGGAAAGUUGCACAUUCUUGGAAGUUACUCAUGUAACUGUAGGGAUUGUUGCAAAAAGUGUAUCACUUCCUAUCGAGCAAUAGGGUGGAAGAGCUCUCCUUCUAUCAGCCUUGGUUUAUGAAAUUCUUGAGGUACAUAGAUUGCCUUUACUAUUAAGGUUUUUUGAUUGGAUUUUAACUGAGGUGAUUAGAUACUCACAAUAUCUGUUCAGUUGUACUGAGAGCCCUUCAUACUUGAUGGUUUAUACAAGUCUAGCAAACUUGUGCUCCACUCCUGGACUCUGUUCUUUUUCUGGUGGAUCAAUAUUAUUGUCAACCAUAUUUUAUUUGAAGGAAUGUCUAUGGAGGGAGAGUUAACUUUUGUUCUCUGGUGCAUUUCAAACUAUUUGUACCUUGAGGGUAAAGUGUGUAUGUUAUUUGAUAGUGCAAGUAAACCUAGCUUGGUGACGGUUCUGUUAUUUUUCCAGCCAGUUAUUGGUGAUCUACUUCCAGUAUAUGCAGUGAUUCUCAAAGUUUUAGCUCUAAUUUUGCUGAAAAUGUCAUUAGAGCUGGGAGAAGAACACAACAUGAACGAGAUAAGCAUUUUCUUCUGUGAUCCUGGUGGAGGAGAUAUUAAUACCAGUAUUUUGUCCAAGGAAGACGGAUCUUGUUCUAGCGCUAGCUACCUUCAACCUAUAAAUGCAUUGGUCUUUUAUGUUUCGAAGAAGAUCUUUUCAGCAGAGUCUUUAAAGGAUCUUUCUGCGAUACUCAUUAGUCUUAAACCUAUGUUUGAAACUCCAUGGGAAGUUCCAUGGAUAGAACCAACUAUUCUAUCAUUCAUCUUGGCGGCUAUACAUAAAACCGAUUACUAUAUGCUUGAAAAUUUGCACAAGAUUCAAGUUGCAGUAAUCUCAUCCAUUGCUAAGAAACAUUUUGGCACCAUAAGCAUAAUGAGACCAACUGGACAAGAAUAUGAGAAUUUCCUAUACUUUGGCCAAGUUGAUAACUUAAGGGUGGAGCUAGUACAUUCUACCAGAGAAAUUAGUGGAACUAGUUUUAUUCAUCAUCAUGUAGGGGACACUUAUGGUACAUCAAUUAGUGAGGUUCUUCAAAAAUAAUUAGUCAUCAUAAUAGCUACUUAUGAUUUGGUGGUAGCAUUCUUGGUUAUACUUCUGCUGCAUAUAAAAUGUGUUUUAGCAUUAAGAGUCGACGGAGCAUUGAUGAGAAAUGGAGCCUAUAGAGGAAUUUUAGUUUCUACCAAUGGGAAGUUUUCAAAGUCGAGCACAUUGUGGGUAUUGAUUUAGUUCUCCAUUUCUGGAUUUUCAUUUCCAACCUUGAGGACAAGGUUGAUUUAAAGGAGGGUGGAAUGUCACGUUCUGGGCCUUUAGGAACUUUAAGUAUUUGCACAAUAUUCCUUUAAGAAUUAGAAUUAUAAGUGGACUCCUUUUAUUAGUC